UAUAGUAUUUAGCCAUUACCGUUUUUAAAGAGGAGACACGAGGGGGCGGCUUGUUCUAGUUAGCGACUGAUUGUGGCGGGUCACCGGUAGCGGAGUCUACGAGGAUGUCUUUCCCUAAGGCUCCCCUCAAGCGGUUCAACGAGCAUGUUGGCUGUGCUCCAGCUCCAGGAUCUUACGAUGUGAAGCUUUCAGAUAGUCUUAAAGGACCAGUUUCAUUUGAAAAAUCUCAACGCUUUAGAGCAAAAAAAGGCUGUGCUCCAGCUCCAGGAUCUUACGAUGUGAAGCUUUCAGAUAGUCUUAAAGGACCAGUUUCAUUUGAAAAAUCUCAACGCUUUAGAGCAAAAAAAGGCUGUGCUCCAGCUCCAGGAUCUUACGAUGUGAAGCUUUCAGAUAGUCUUAAAGGACCAGUUUCAUUUGAAAAAUCUCAACGCUUUAGAGCAAAAAAAGGCUGUGCUCCAGCUCCAGGAUCUUACGAUGUGAAGCUUUCAGAUAGUCUUAAAGGACCAGUUUCAUUUGAAAAAUCUCAACGCUUUAGAGCAAAAAAAGACUUGGCUGGUGAAAGUCAGAGUUCGGACCGAGAUGAGGAACCUACUUCCCCAGCACGCCUUAAAAAGCAUUCUUCUCUUGGUUCAACACCAAACCUGAGACAGAAACCUGAGAGAGAUGUGGAAUUAGUGAGAGACAUGAAGAAACAGAAAGCUCUGGAGAAAGAAUAAAAAACAUCAAAGUACGAUGGAACAGCUGCAGGGACCAGUUCCGCAGAGAGCUGAACGACAAGGGUCUCAGUGGAGAAGGCUCCUCUAGAAAACGACCAUACAUGUACACGGAGCAACUAAGUUUUCUUCGGCCAGUGAUGGAGUUGAGGCCAACUGUGGACAAUCUAGAGGACAGCGAAGAUUCGGAAUUGGGUGGAUCCGAAACGCCACCAGUAUUUUCGCCAGAAACCAGCCCUCCAGAAACUGCAGCGGUGGAGCCUACAGAGCCAGCCAUGGCCCCAAGUGGUGGGGAACCGGAAAUGCCCCAAACUUCACAGCAGCAGCCCAGGAGACGGAGGAAUGUUCGUCAGCCUGCCUCUGAGCAAGUUAAUCGUGAACUGAUCGAUGCCCGAGUAAUAGUUUCUUGCUCAGAGGCGGACUGAUGGCCAAGAGGAAUCUGUUAAGGGGCCUUGCACCACUUAUGAGGCAUGUUCCCACACCAAACCAUCACCAUUGUGUAGCAGCCUUGGCACUGGUUUUGAAAAUGUACACAUUCCCAUACCAGGGAGACAUACUGUAUGAUCUCAACCAGAUGCUAAACAAAUAUACGAUGGCUUCAAGUCAUCAGCCUACCAGGUUUGCACAGGCUGCACAUGCAAGCCAUGGUCCACCCUCUUCCGGACCUUCUUUACAUGGUUCACAGGAGCGUAACCCUCCCCUUGCCCAGUCCAUGCCUGUGGACAUGUUUUCAACAGGUGCACCACAAGCGGCCAGGAUCUAGUUUUGUCCCUGGCUCUUUCACAAGAGACUUGUUUGAUUUAUAAUUUGUAUUGGUUUUGUUAUACAGUUAAUCUUAUACCUUUUUAAAAGGAAUUGGAAUACUCUUCCAGACAAAGUUAUUUAUGUAAAGAUAAUUUAUUGGUUUCAAGAAAAACUUAAAAAAAAGGCUGUUGUG
Molecule: messenger RNA, 1650 nt
Organism: Bufo gargarizans (Asiatic toad)
Lineage: Eukaryota; Metazoa; Chordata; Amphibia; Anura; Bufonidae
Exons: 9
Coding region: 105-716 (203 amino acids)
Cellular component (GO): membrane
Molecular function (GO): hyaluronic acid binding
Source: RefSeq, a predicted model, not a curated record